Molecule: messenger RNA, 651 nt
Organism: Macrosiphum euphorbiae (potato aphid)
Lineage: Eukaryota; Metazoa; Arthropoda; Insecta; Hemiptera; Aphididae
Source: the annotation of a GenBank genome assembly
AUGGUCCAUGCUGGCCACCAUCUCGUUCGCGUCCACGGCUGUCAACAACUUUGGGUCGAACUCUUUGAGCACGGUGAGCAUGUGGUCGACCGUCACAUGUCCGGUGGACUUCGGGUCGCCACGGACGCCGCCCACUGGUUGCCGGUGAUGUACCCGCGGCCGGUCGGGUCGUAUUCGUCGACCACGGUGAUGACGUCUUCGUCGGUCGCGUCCACGCCGACCGCUCGCAGCGCCGUGUACAUGUUCCUGAUGUUCAUCCGGCCGCUGCCGUCGCUGAACAUGGCGAAGGCGGUUUGCACCUCGGCCAACAGUUCCGCCGGCAGCGCGGGCCAGUGGGCGGCGGCGUCGUCGUCGUCCUCGCCGUCCUUCGACGGUUCCGCCUCGGGCCCGUGCUACCGGCAGAACUGUUGGCCGAGGUGCAAACCGCCUUCGCCAUGUUCAGCGACGGCAGCGGCCGGAAUUGUCAUCGUCGCCGAACGGUUCCGACGCAGAUGGCUGCCGUUCGGGUUCAGACAUGUCGAACGAUGGAAUGGUUUUUGUACAAUUUUUUUCUUCUCCGCGUUCGUUUUCAGUUUGCUUGUAAAAAUAUAUUUUGAUAUUAUGUACCUAGGUGUGUUUAUGAAAUACCUAGGUAACAAAUAUCACAGUUAA